AUGACAUUACGAGGCUGGCGUUUCAGUGAGUGGCGUAAAUAUCCUGCACUCAUUCCGAUCUUUGUUUGCUGUGCAGUCAGCACUGGCUGGGCCCUCUUUUACAGUCUUCGACAAUUAACUUGUCAUCGUGAUGUUGUAUUUGAUCGAAAGAAAAAUCAAGAUCCUUGGAGUAAACGUGACGGAAAAAUGCUCCGCUUUUGGUAUGGAAACUACGACCGCAAUAACCAAGUACCAGCACCUGAUUAUGUUAACAUGAUCGGAGACUUACCUGGAACAAAAAAAGAGAAAAAGAAAAAGCUUUUUUACUUAUAAAUUGCAAACACCUUCAGAAAUUU
Molecule: messenger RNA, 335 nt
Organism: Clunio marinus
Lineage: Eukaryota; Metazoa; Arthropoda; Insecta; Diptera; Chironomidae
Source: the annotation of a GenBank genome assembly